UUGGUCAAUGGUGGUAGGUUAAACUGAGGAUCGUAUUUUUGUUCCUGUGUCAACGAAAAGAAAAGAACAGCAGCCAGUGAGACCGGGCGAAGUUGUCAUCAAAGAUAGUUUUUUUUCUCCAACAUUAACGAAAAAGUCUCCUCUUACCGGACACCAGCCAGACAUCCACUACCGUAGCAGAACUCAAGUUAAAGAUGAACUCCAAUGUGGAGAAUUUGCCCCCUCAUGUUCUUCGCUUGGUCUACAAAGAGGUUUCAGCUUUAGCAGCAGACCCGCCUGAGGGUAUCAAGAUUUAUCCCAGUGAGGAAGAUAUAACUGAACUGCACACAGCCAUUGAAGGACCAGAGGGAACUCCAUUUGCUGGUGGCAUUUUCCGAAUGCGCCUGGUCCUUGGGAAGGACUUCCCUGCGGUUCCACCCAAGGGUUAUUUCCUGACCAAGAUUUUUCACCCCAAUGUCGGUCACAAGGGAGAGAUCUGUGUCAACGUGUUGAAGAGGGACUGGAAAGCAGAACUCGGCCUCAGACAUGUCUUACUUACAAUCAAGUGUCUUCUCAUCCAUCCAAACCCAGAGUCGGCUCUGAACGAAGAGGCCGGGCGUUUGCUGUUAGAGGACUAUGCAGAAUAUGAGUCCCGCGCUCGUCUGCUCACAGAGAUCCACGCCAUGGGUGGGCCUGGCGGGACCUCGGGGGCUCCACAGGACCCCAGUGAUGGCCCACAGCCAAAGAAGCACGCAGGUGACCCCACCAAGAGAGCAGGACCCAGUGCAGUGGCUGUGCCAGCGACUCUGGGUAACGGCGCCAACGGAGCCAGUACCACCACCAGCAAUAGCAGCAGUAAUAGUAGCACUAACAACGUAGCAGGGAAAAAGAAAGCAGAUAAAAAGCGUGCAUUGAGGCGACUUUAAUACCUCAGCGAAAUUCUCAGUGUGUGUGUGUGUGUGUGUGUGUGCGUGCGUGUGCGUGUGCGCACGCGCGCACGAGAGAGAGAGUGUGUAAAUAUAAAUAUUGAAGUGUGCUGAUGAUGUUUUUGUUCCCUUUUUUCCUGACUCUUUCUACCACCAAUCCAGACUAUCCACUUUGUAAUCAUAUCUUACCCUUUGUUUUGCCACCACUUUGUCUUGAUGGCAUUACAGGUUUGUUAAUCAUUUCCAUACCUAAAUACGUGAUGACAAAUAUGUUCCUCUUGUAGAAGAAAGAAUAUACUUUCACUGCAGAAAUCAUGCCAUCAUUUGUAUUUUUCCCUCAGCCUCCUUCUUAAUGAAAGACAUGGGGAGUGGUUUUCACUGUGCAAAACAUGGCCUCUAAUGUCUGUCCAUUAAUUAAAACAUAACUACUUUUGUCUCAGACUCGAUAGCAGAGCUUUUUAAAGUGUUUCUUGGUAGAAGCUGCUGUGAUGGUACUGUGUACUGCUCAGCCAGGCUCACUCUCGAGUCCAAACCAAGAUGUUACUUUAAUUAAAGUCAGGUUUUCAAAUUGAGCUGAAAGGAAAUAAUGGUAGAAGUUGCUUAACGAUUAUGCAAGAGGUCACAAUUGGGAGAUAAAUAUUGUCAAUGUCACACGAAAUAGUAACAUCUUUUAAAUUGUACUUUUCAUAACUGUGAACUGAACGAAGUGAAAGUGGAAAGAGUUUGCAGCAGCGUGUAGAAAGCCUGAUAUAUUCUUCAUGGAGUCUCAAACCCCUCUUAAGUUUUUUUUAUUCCUCCAAAAUUGUUUCACUGUCCAGUAUUUUCAAAAGUUGUUUAUAAUUGACAUGUCCAUAUUCAGCUGUCUUGUGGUUAUGUGUGAAGACUUAGAUCAGUGGCUGUAUGGAAACAGGGUAGGUUUGCCAGACAACUUUAUAAAGAAAGAAUGAAUCAUCAUACAGUGAUGUGACUUGCUUAAACUACCCCUGCUUCCCUACAAAAGCAGUACAUGCUCUUAAAUACCCAGCUCUCCGACCAGCCAUGUGGGUACCAGAGAGGGCAUCAGUAGGAGAACCUUCCACAUUUGAUAGAAAUUGUCUCUCCACCCGUUGCACCUGGCAGAGUUUCCUGGGCAGGUUUUUCUCUCUGUUCUAAAUGCAUGCGGGGUCUACAUUUCCCAAGGAAACACACUGAAGCGCUGUCUUAAUGUGGAUGGAAAAGGUGCCUCUGAAACUCCUGUUAAUGUGCAGACAGUUGGCUGGAUAUUUUGUGUCCAUUUUAAAUUAUUUAAAUAAAUAAAACAUUGAAAUACAAGAAGUGAAAUGAAAAAUGA
Lates calcarifer (barramundi perch) is the source of this 2235-nucleotide messenger RNA. It is a transcript of the gene ube2s, whose product is annotated as ubiquitin-conjugating enzyme E2S. Bases 195 to 905 code for a protein of 236 amino acids. NCBI's taxonomy places the organism in Eukaryota, Metazoa, Chordata, Actinopteri, Centropomidae. The transcript is spliced from 4 exons. The record is from RefSeq and is a predicted model, not a curated record.